AAAACAUUAAAGCUAAUCAGAAUGCACGUGUUGCCUUAACCACAUAUUUCAUAUUUUCAAAACAAAAACAGAGUUUUUGCAUUUUAUAUAUUUCGUUAUAAAUACAUUAAAAUAAGAAAAUCCAGCCCAGUACAACUCAGCUGUUCAAUUUGCAAUAUAACCCGACUCGCGUCCUUUCGUUCCGUCCUCAGGGGUUCGUUCUACAGAGUCUGAACUUGCAAGUUCGAACUACGAAGGACGCAAGUUCGAACUUGUCGAAACUUAAAAAAACGUUCCUAUUUCCGGUGUAACGCACGAGUCUGUCCCAAAAGUCUCCUGUGCGUCCUCGUGGACUCAAGGGUCCCUAUAAUGUCUGUGGACUCUGAGGAAGUCCACAAGUCCGGAGUGUGCCAUCUGGGACAGGGUCAAACUAGCUACGCGAGUGUUACGAGCAGCAGAAACACCUCACACUUUGGUGAAGUGACAUCACAGCUUGGCUUCCUCUCUUUAAGCGACAGCAGAGUUCUGAAAAGGCAGCACUUCGGAGUCUCUGACAACUCUGUGAUCCGAGAUAACCUCAACAUGGCCACAGAGGGCAUAUCUUUCAGCGGAGGUGUUACACUGCGUCACACUGAGCAAGAUGGGAAACAUUCUUAUGAAGUGAAAAACUUUAUAAGUUUAGACAAAGGAUUUUUUGCAAGAGAGGGAGAUAAAAUCCUGAAGAUAAACCAAGAAAAGAUUGAGGAUGUAACACCAGACAUGUUGGCUAAUAUGCUGAUUGCAGGAUCCGCCAUGUUGACUUUACAUCAACCGACCAGACCGAAAAGAGAAGAGUGUUCAUCGGAGGAGAUCCAGGCCUUUAAGAAGGAGCCAAUGAUGAUGAAUUUCUGCCUGAAGAUGGUGAGAGAGGAAGAUCUGGAUAUCGAGGGGGACCAUGAACAACCACUUCCAGAAUAUGAGUGGGAAAAGUGCGUAAAAGAAGACAAUCUGCUUUUCGUCUCCAUGGCCGAAACAAGCUUAACGCUGGUUGUUGGUCGAGGCUGCGACCCAGCACACCCUUGUUACAACUGCGGAAGAACGGACUGCCAAAUUAAUGACGUUGUUGUCGUACCUGAAAGAGCUGAGAUUGCCUUUACUGCCAUUGUUUCAGAUGGAUCCCUGAUUGUGAAUCAGGUUAAAGAACGGGAUAAUUUGUUUCUGAAGAGUUACUUAAUAAACAAGUAUAUCACCCCAUGGAAGGAGGAGUUGUUAUUGAAAAACACCAUGUCAGCAAAAAUCACAAUCUACUAUUACAAGUCGAACAUACCGGACAAAGAUGCGGGUCUUCCAGUAGUGCUGAACUUUACUGGCACCAAUAAUUUCUUCCGCUGUUCCACCAAGAAAGGGGAAAAUGAGAAGAUUUUAGAAGUUGUGAGCCAUAACAGACAAGACCUGAAAAACAUCUGUGCAGAUGACCAAGAAAAAUGGUCCCUGGUGUUUUACAUGUCUUCUUCACCUGGUGAUCUCAGGCGCUUCGAGUCCGCUCUUCACCGAGGUUGGUUUAUUUCCACACAGGUUUUAAACUGUGAUAAAGUUGAUAUGCGGGAGGAAAAUGAUUCGGAGGCAGUUAAGUUUUAUUUUGUAAUUGAGAGUCAGAAAUAAAACAUAAGAGGUUGUAUCAGAAGAUGCUUCUGAUAGAAAUGCAUUCAACGUGGAACAGUGACAGAAAGACUUUUAAUAUUAAGUAAGGAGGAUCAAAUCCUUGACGAAUAGGAAAUUUGUUUAUCAUUUUUUGUUUACACAAAGUAACUUUGCUAUUCAGUUAUGAGCUAUUAUCAUUAUUUGCUGUUUUUAUAGUCAAUAUCUUGAGGAGAAAAAUGUAACUUGAACCUGACAUAUUUUGUUUCCAUAUUAUUAGUGAUGACCUCACAAAUUUAUUCAAGCUGAUGUGAGCGACCCUAAUGUGUCAUUAAUAAGAUGAUAAAUUCUUUGCAAUGUCAAAUAUGCACUCUUAAAAAUGAUUCCCAAAAUGUUCUAUAAAAAACUUGAACAUUAUUAAGAAAAACCUGUCUGACGCAUUAAAGUGUGGCUUUAGAUACUGUAAGGUAAAAGAGAAGUGGUGGUUGAGACCCUUUGACUGAAAAUGUAUUUGAGGAACCAAAAAAUGCUUCUUUCGCAAAGAACCCUUUUUAUAACCUUUAUUUUUAAGAGUGUAUACGUGAUGAACUGUUUUAAAAAAAGUGCAACAUUUCUUUAUUGAUAAAUUUGGACUGAAGAAGUUAAAGGAACAGUAUGUAGGAUUGUGGCCAAAACUGGUACUGCAAUCACUAAACUUGUGGCUAAAACUGGUACUGCAAUCACACAACUGGUGGCCAAUACACAAAAUGACAACAUAAACAUCAGUUGAGGGCUGCAACUCCACUUUUUAAAUGACAAUAUCGUGUCCAGACCACUGUUGUGAGUGAAAUAAGUAUUUGAAAUGAAAAUUAUUUUUUAAUGUUGUUAAUUUGUUGUAUCAGCUAAUGGGGAUCCUAAUAAAAUAAAUAAAUGUCUAAUGACGUAUCAGGGCCAUUUUAUGAUUAAUUGAUAUAAAUUUCUUACAUACUGUUCCUUUAAGUUUGGUUCAGUUUAAAAAUACAGCCUUCUCCAAAGAAUGCACUUAAAUGUGUUUAACUGCUAUUGCAGUAGUGAGUAGAUAUGUAUCAUACUAUUAGCUAAAAUGUUUUUUACCCUGCUAUUCAUAUGCAUAUGUGUGUCAUUUUUUUUUUUACAUUGAAUUGAUAUUUUUAACCAAUACAUGUAAUUUUUUUUAUUGCUAUAUGACCAUUUUCAUGAUUACUUUUUUAUAGCACUGAAAUAUAAAAUCCAGAAAAACAUUUACUGUGUGUCAUUCCUUACAUUUUAUAUUGUUAAGCGAAUUUUUAUUUGUACUUAUAAGCAUCAUGUAUCUUUGUAAUCUCAAUAAAAUAAAUAAAAC
Molecule: messenger RNA, 2935 nt
Organism: Misgurnus anguillicaudatus (oriental weatherfish)
Lineage: Eukaryota; Metazoa; Chordata; Actinopteri; Cypriniformes; Cobitidae
Gene: il1fma
Product: interleukin-1 family member A
Biological process (GO): immune response; regulation of non-canonical NF-kappaB signal transduction; cellular response to lipopolysaccharide
Molecular function (GO): cytokine activity
Source: RefSeq, a predicted model, not a curated record